AGAUCAUUCGAGAUAGAAGUCGUGCGCUGUGUGCGCGGAACGUGUGCGGCGGUAGGGUCGUGCGCGAACAUAGUAAUAAUUAUAUUGAUAUUUUGCUCAAAGCAAAAGAGAAAAACAAAAUGACGCCCGGCAAUGGUUCAUCUCGUCUUGUCGAUCUGCGAUCCGACACAGUGACGCAGCCAAGCGAGGGGUAUAAAAAAGCAAUGUGUGAAGCCAUCACGGGUGAUGACGUAUGGAACGAUUGCCCAACUGCAACCGGCUUCGAAAAAUUCAUGACUGAAGUUACGACUGCCCACACUGUUUUUUACUUAUAAUAUGGUGCUUGUGUAAUUAUGUUGCGGACCGACUUUUUGACUCAUGCUGCUAAAGGUUUUAUACGUCUUAAAGUAUAAUAUACUGCUUAGGGGAGAGUUUUCAGCUUCCUCUGGUAUCGAUGAACAAAACAGAGGCCUAGCACAAUGGAUACUUCAAGUAAAUCUAAAUCUUUUCAUCUAAUGCGAAAUGUGGUUGGGCAAGCAGUGGAGGAGGUGCAGUUUUCCUGCCAACUGCUUGUCAGGGUAACCUGUGUGCGAUCCUUGCGCACUGCCAGCGAGGCGACGAGUGCAUCGUGGGCGAGCACGGCCAUUCUUUCUUUUACGAAUGCGGGAGCGUUUCCAGCUUAGCAGGCGUGCAGAUGUAUCCUCUGGAUAUGGAUGGUGGAGAAUACAAUCUGGUAAAGCUAGAACAGACGAUCCGACCUUACAACGUGCACUUUCCCAGGACUCGAUGCAUUCUGGUCGAGAACUCACAUGUCGGCGAUGCUACCGAUUUAGGCUACUACAAGCAAUUGCGAAAGUUGGUGGAUCGCCUGAACAGCAAACGGCCGGAAGCAGACGCAAUGAGGAUUCACUGCGACGGAGCCAGAAUUGUCAACGCGUGUGCAAAAUUCGGCUUCGAGCUGAAAGAGUUCUGCCAGUACGUCGACUCGAUCACCAUCUGCUAUUAUGAUGCAUGUGUCAUUUAGUUUUAGAAAAAUCCCAGUGACCUAAUCCUAAAGAGAUUUGAUCGGUAUUAUGCUAGUUCUGACGUGCUACCCAGCACGGGGUUUCUAACUACUGUCAGUUAUACUGUCACCACUUCAAAAGCUAACUUACUUUCGUCUAAUCCGCCAGUAAAGGUCUAGGCGCUGCUGCUGGGGCCAUCCUCUGCAGUAGGUUGCCUGGUUUUGCCGAUAUGGCAAGAAGAUGGAGAAAGGCGACGGGUGGUGGAAUGAGACAGGGAGCAGGAAUGCUCUCCGCAGGCUGUGAAUACGUCUGGAACCACAAUCGCAAGCGACUGCUCGAAGACCACCAAAACGCAAGGUACGUGUACCAACUCAUCGCGCUCGGACAAGGGAAUAAUGUUAUGAUUGAAGAGCAGAAUCGAUAAUUUUUUGCUUUCGAAUAUAGAACAGAAUUUUCAAGUCAAUUGUAUGUCAAGACAGGACUAAUGAAUAGAUUUUUUUCUCAUCGAGCCUUUUCUUCUCGGGAGCUUCUAAACAAUGGACUGACGUUCUGGCAAAGUGCAAGGGCAAGAUGAGUGCGGAGUACGAUGAGGUGAAGGGAACAAAUAUGGUUUUUCUCGUUUUCGUAUCGUCGUCGCUGCGUUCUGAAAAGGAGAAGUUGGACCGCGAAGUAGCUAAGGCGGUAGAAGCAGGCGACGCAGGACUUGCUGCAGUUCUGAAGCAGGAGGCAUGGAAUAGGAUGUCUGCGCAUUUCGAACUGACUGUGAAAAAGAACAACUUCAUCAUUGACAGCGGGAAAUCAAAGAGGGGAACUACGCGACUGGUCCUCCACAUGGACGUCACAAAAGCAGACAUCGAAAAUUUUGCUGCAUUGGUGGGCGCUUUUUGUGAGGAGACGCUGUAGUCUACGUGGGCUGUCCUAUUGUUGUUCGAGGAGCAAUAACCGACUACGUCGAAAACAAGAACAACGAAAGGAGAGAGCGGUUGUCGAGGGUUUCACCGCGAACUUGGUCGUUUCAAGCUCGUGUCUAGUAGAGGCGGGCGAAAUUUGGGCAAGGAUCCAAGAAGAACAUCCUCAUACCUAACGCUUUACUACCAGAUACUGACUAUGAAUGCUCUAGUGAGCACACCCGCACCAACGGAAAUUACCGCGCUAUUUUUUAAAGUUGCCUGUGAAAAAGAAUACUUCUUGGAAAAAUGAUGAUUCGAGAG
Messenger RNA from Amoebophrya sp. A25, 2194 nucleotides. The record is from the annotation of a GenBank genome assembly. Lineage: Eukaryota; Dinophyceae; Syndiniales; Amoebophryaceae.